Molecule: messenger RNA, 1138 nt
Organism: Musa acuminata AAA Group (dessert banana)
Lineage: Eukaryota; Viridiplantae; Streptophyta; Magnoliopsida; Zingiberales; Musaceae
Product: pectinesterase inhibitor-like
Exons: 1
Coding region: 47-661 (204 amino acids)
Molecular function (GO): enzyme inhibitor activity
Source: RefSeq, a predicted model, not a curated record
AGCUCAAUCAUGAGCCCGAAAAGAUUGGCACACCAAGUACGAGUCGAUGUGGCCACACGUUCUUCUUGUGGGGUUGCAGUCACGGGAGAGAAUCAUCUGUUUGCCGGAGAUGGACGCUUGCAGACCUUCUUCCUCUCUCCCCCUGUAUCUCCUCUUCAGCUUCAGCUUCACCUUCAUGGCCGCUUUGGGACUCUCCGACGACACCGAUGCCAUCUCCUCCACCUGCAACCACACACUCUACUUCGACGUGUGCAUGUCCACGCUCACGUCCCGCCCAAGCAGCCGCCGCGCCGACGUGUACGGCCUCGCCGCCAUCUCCCUCGACGUCGGCAUCACGCAUGCCAAGGCGACCAUAUCGUACGCCAAGAGCUUGAGCAAGCAGAAGGGCUUCGCCGGCGGCACGUACGCGUCCGUGUGCAUCGCGGAUUGCUUGGAGGAGUACAAGGAGGCGGUGCAGAGCCUCCGCGACUCCACCGGUGCUCUUCGGAGCGGGUCUUACGACACGGUCAACGCGCUGGUGUCGGGAGCCAUGACGAAUUCCGACACGUGCGAGAGCGCGUUCGGGGAGAAGCCGGGCCUGCAGUCGCCAUUGACGGAGAGGAACGGCUACUUCUUCAAGCUCUGCAGCAACUCCAUUGCCAUCACCAACCUCCUUGCUUGAGGUCACUCUGCAAUAGAGCAAAUUUCCAUCUAUACUACUAUUUUAUGUUGUAAUUUCUACAGACAGGAUGUUGUUGAGGGUCAUGAGACCUAAAUAAAUCUUGUAAUGAUCAAAAUAUUCAGGAGUUUUGCCUCAACUAAAUCAUGCAUAAUGAACAUUGUAGCAAGCAUUGGCCUGCAUGAACAAGUUUAUCAGAUCAAAUCAAAAGGAUUAGGUCCACAAAUCAUUCCACUAUUUUGUCCAAUGGGGCCUUCUUUUUGGAGUUAAGAGGCAUUAUAUUCUUUGUUGUUGCUAUAGGAGCUUAACCAAAUCCUUCAGCAAAUUACAAGUCUCUUCUAAGUUUCAAAGACUUGGGACUUGCAAGGAUGGCAAAUUGGAGGUGGUUAACUUGAGCUUAGAACACACUAAUCUUGUGUGGACACUGUACACUGAAUCUGAACUCAAAUUACAGUCAGUUCAUGCAAGUAUUUGGAUGAA